Molecule: messenger RNA, 2361 nt
Organism: Symbiodinium natans
Lineage: Eukaryota; Dinophyceae; Suessiales; Symbiodiniaceae
Source: the annotation of a GenBank genome assembly
AUGCCCAAGCCUUCCAAAAAGAAGCGAACUAUCCGUGAGGUGGACCCCGACCCAGACCCAUGGCUUUCUGAGCCUUGUGAGCCCCGGCAGUCAGCCCCACGGGAGGUAAGGGCUCGCCACGAUGAGGAUCCGUGGGCAGAAGUGGAGGCAGAAGACCCUGACCCAUGGUCAGAGGCACAGCCCAGCAGACCUGCAGACCGGUCUGCUUUCACAAAUGCUGUUCAAGCCAAACAGCAAGUCCACCUGAAUGCAGCUGCAAAGCUGAUGGCCAAUGCAGGCAACAGAGACCCAAGCAAGGAAGCCUUCACGAAGUAUGAGAAAGAUGGCAUGGAUCCAGGGAAAGUCAAAGUGAGAUGGGCCAAACCAUGCCCACGUGGAUGCAAACUUGAAGGCUGUGCAUCAAAAGGCCUGAGCCUAGACGACUUGCAGGAUGUUUGUUCCAACUUCUGGAAAAUCACCAGUGAGGAACGGAUGCAUUUGAUGCAGGCACAAUUUGGGGACAACCCCAAUCAUGUCACAGAGUACUACAUUGGCCACAAGCGUGUGUGCUUUGCAAAUUUUUGUUGCAAACUGGGAACCAGUGAGCCGACACUGCGAAAGUGCAUUCAAGGUGUGCCUGACAUGCGCAAACAGCAUGGCCCAGCUCCAUCCCAGCAGGUUUCUGAGGCUAGCGUCAAAGUCGACCAUUUCUUUCAGGAACUGCACCAAUCAGCUGCAGAAGCAUUGCCCGAAGACCCACGCUGUGCACUUUCAUUGGAUGGUGAUCCUUGGAACCAAGAUAUGCAUUACAAGCAUAGCAGCCCUCCUGUGGCAGUCAGUUGCCAGAUCAGCCAUGCAGGCUUGCCAGUGCGAUACAUACAGCACUGCCAGCUCACAGACUUGUAUUGGCAAAUGCAAGCAGAAUGGGAUGUGUUGGCAGCCCAUCUGCCCAGUGUUGGAGCGUGCCCUAGCUAUAAGACUUUCUCCAGGCGGUACCAGAGCACAUGGAAGAAGAUGCUUGUGAUGAGGAAAUCGUCGCAACACAGCCAAUGCCGUUUGUGCUUCGAUCUUCAACAGGUCCUGGCGUCAAAGACUGCCCGAUGGGCAGACAAGCUUCAGGCAGCAAGAAUGUUGAAAAGUCAUCAGCGAGAACAAUACCACGACAGACUUCUUUAUUGGAGUCUCCGCUUUGCAUCCAAGGUGAACAAUGAUGUCCUUGUCAUUAUCAUCGAUGACAUGGAUCAUUCGAAGUUCGCAUGGCCUCGCUUCGGCUUCAGGAAGCAAACCCAUGACCUGGACAAUCUGACGAGGCCUACGGUGACCUUCACAGGAGCAUUGGCCCACGGCUUCGGAACUUACCUGUACAUGGCUGGACCCCAGGUGGCGGGUGGCUCAGACUACUUUCUCGAGAUUUUGUGUCAGACGCUGGAGUUUGUAUUCUUGCAGACCAGAAGACCGACAGACCAAGAGGACGACGAGGAGGAGCCCAGCAAGCCCAGAAAGCAAUUGCCUUCGCAUUUGGUCGUUGUCGCAGAUAACACCGUCAAAUCUGCAAAGAAUCAGUUUGUCCUCAAAUUCCUCGCAUUGCUCGUGCAGCGACAGUUGUUCAAGAGUGCCACACUGUUUCAUUUAAUGGUUGGGCACACUCAUGAAGACAUCGACCAGCUGUUUGCCCUCAUCACAGCCCUCCUCCAGCGAAAACAGACGUGGGAGACACCUGAUGAAGUCUUGGAGCACUUGGCAAGCUGUCUCAAGGAGCGCGUGCAGAGCCGUGGGGAGGAGUUGCAGGCACAGCACGUCUCAGCUGUGCGCAAUUUCCAGGCCUGGAUGGAGCCAAUGGGUGCGAACCUGUCACAUGCCUUCAAACCGCGCACACGGACCGUCAGACCAACAGACCAGAACCCUGAAGAAGAACCAGACGAAGUGCCACACUGCUACAUCAUGGUGAAAGGACAUGGGUUGACCCAGAGGCAACAGGACAUGAUGAACGAGUCUGUGGACCCAGAAGGCGUGUACUGUCUCGUCAAAAUGUACGUCCGUGACCUGAACCUGAACCAGCCUCCAAUUUUGAUCACAGAUGCCCAACACUGCAGGCGUGUGGUAGGCAAAGUUCCGAAUGCUGUGCAUGCCAUGAACCCACUGAGUGUAAAGCAGAUCCAAAUGUAUACCAAACUGGUGGAAUUGUGCCAGUACAAAUUUGGGCUCCAGAGGGCUGCGUUGGCUUUUCAGAAACUUUUGCGUGACCGCACAUAUUCGGUAGUUUUGUUGUCUUGGCUGGAACAGCCUGAGAGACAGUUUCAUCAAGAUGAUGCGGAAGGGCAUGCGUACUUUCCACAGCUGCCCAAGAAAUGUUGGCAUCUUGUGGCAAAGCUCAAACGCUAG